ACAUAAUUUAAACUAUUAAUAUGGUGAAACCGGCGGCACGGAUAGUGAUCAAGUUUUUAGAAUUAUUAGGUUGUGUGGCGUGCGUUAUUACGAAGAUUAUCACCGACCAUGAGUCACGGCGUGUGUUUGUGCGAAACCAGAAGCUAUCGCGCGAAUGGAGCCUGAUACACAACAUAACCUGGAGCAGUGGAGGAAAUGCAUUUACCAACAUCGUCUACGGCGGAUACACGAUAGUCAUCGCAUUAAUGCUAGUUACAAGAUGCGUCGAUGCCAAAUCACGUCCGACCUUGUUCGAGAAGAUUGUACUAUCGCUGGGGACACUAUUGUUUUUUGCAGCAGGUGGACUGGUGUUUGCGUCGAUCGAUCAAGUCCAUCCGGAUCUGCACGACAAUGCCAUCAUACUGGGAUGUUUGUCGUUCUUUGUGGCGAUCCUGUUCGUUAUCGACCUGGCCGAUCCGUUGGCACGCAUGACAGCGCACAUGACGCAAACCGAAACAUCGGCUCUCACGGCGCUGGAUACACCUGAUAGAGCUAUGAUGAAGAAAGAUGUCUCCACCGAUACCGAACCGACGGUAUUCAUUGUUUCCAAGGCGGAUCCCAACAGUCAGCACAAUCAGCAUCAGCAAUUGCAUCACCAACAGCAACAGCUGCACCAGGAUCUGGAUCACCGGGAUCACCGAGAUCACCACGAACACCAUGACUAUCGAGAUGGAUCACCACUCAACCGAAGCGCAGAAUCCAUCGUAGAACGCAAGGUGUAUCCUUCCGCACAGGUUCCAGUAUUUGCACACGUUCGUGCGCCCGAGGAAAGCAGACGCAUUGCUGGAAAAGAAAUCAAAUAUCUCCCUCGGCAAGAUUUCCGCGAUCGGAGAAACUAUCGCGAUGCGGGACCGGCAAGCUACGCGACAAACCGUCCAUCGACGAAUCAACACAAUGGUGGCCAUCAACCGCGGCAACAACCCUCGAACGUCCCCGCUGGAAGCUACCAUGACAAUGAUUCGUUUGUCGAAGAUAUUCAACCGUCACGCAGAAGCACCUACGUACCGGCGGACAAGUUUGAUCAGGAAGCGAUGCAGAUGAGCAGUGCACCGUCGAAUCACCAUCGGAUGAGACCACCACCACCGGCGAAGCCCCUAAAUAUUAUUCGUACGAACUUUGGUUCAAACCAUAGCUCACCGAGCGAGUCGCAUCAUAGCGCGGAGUGCCGAUGUUCACAGCGUAGCACCAGCACGAGAAGGAUGGAAGAUUCUGGGCGAGAUGAGUUUGAUUCUCCACCCAUUCGGCCCGGGUUUGUGGCUAACGCGGCCAAAAAGUGGGAUGAUCGGGCACGCAGCAAAAGUCAACCUAUUGUCGGGUUGAAUACUAUGGUGUGAGAAUCCG
Anopheles maculipalpis is the source of this 1380-nucleotide messenger RNA. RefSeq lists its product as uncharacterized. The coding region runs from base 21 to 1373 and encodes 450 amino acids. NCBI's taxonomy places the organism in Eukaryota, Metazoa, Arthropoda, Insecta, Diptera, Culicidae. The record is from RefSeq and is a predicted model, not a curated record. The transcript is spliced from 5 exons.